Molecule: messenger RNA, 2804 nt
Organism: Cornus florida
Lineage: Eukaryota; Viridiplantae; Streptophyta; Magnoliopsida; Cornales; Cornaceae
Product: probable protein phosphatase 2C 33
Exons: 5
Coding region: 1039-2463 (474 amino acids)
Biological process (GO): protein dephosphorylation
Molecular function (GO): protein serine/threonine phosphatase activity
Source: RefSeq, a predicted model, not a curated record
CACUUGCAUAUAUAAUAGUAUAUAUAUUCAUUUCAAUCCUACGUAAUUUAUAGGGUUUCCUUUUUUUGUUUUCUGGUUAAUCUUGCGAAGAUAAUAGCAAUAAUCUGUUAGUAUUUGUUAUAUAGUUGUUGCUAUUAGGAUCUCAAAUUUUGAAAGAGACGGGCAUGGUCUAGGACGAUUCAAUUCAAUUCACACAAAACAGGGAGAGAAAGAAGCUGCCUUUCUCUGCCACUUUAUCUCUCUACUUUCUCUCUCUAAAAACUCCCCUGUACUCCAUCGCCGCGUUUCCCUCGCUCGAUCUCAGCCUUUCUUUUCUACUAGGGUAUGUGCAUAUUUCGAUACGAUUGUGUGUUGUUUUGUGGAUUGAUUCGAGUUGGAUCUGGUGCUCUGGUUUCAUUUUGAAGUUUUAUUUGUCGAAUUUGACGAAGAAUUUGGGAUUUUGUGUGAGUUUGCAAAUUAAGUUCGAGUGAUUGAUUAUGCGUGCAAGCAAAGGGAGGGUUUGCUUAAAGGUUCGUUGAUUCCGUGGUUUUUGAGGUUUGGUAUUCUCAUUUCGGUUUGCGUCCAUUGAAGGGGAUUUUCGCAAGUGGGAAGAGAGAGACAAAGCAAUUGGAUUCUGCAAUUACAAAAUAGAAAAGGCAGAGUUUCAAUAGACAUAUAUGUGUGUGUGUGUGUGUAUGCUCUUUAUGCUCUGUGUCUUUUUGACUUUAUAAUAUCGUUGUGAUUAUUGAACUGAAAAGGGCAAAAAAGUUGGUGGUGAUUGGAAUAAUUAUGUAGUGUGUGUUUCAAUCCUUGUCAGGCUAUUAAAAUUGUUCUGGGUUGAAUGAUUUGGGGAUUGAGUUCAGGCGUGUGUAACUAGAUCAUUUCAGAAUCUGUUUAUUUGAUUGAAUUGGUGUUCUAUUUGACAAUUAGGCUGUGAAAUUCAAAGGGUUUAUAAAGGAUUUUGUUGGCAUUGUUGCGACGGCUCCCUCUACUGAAAUUAGAGGGUGUGAUUGUGUGGCUGGUCUGGAUUGCCUACUGAAUAUUAUCAGGGCCCUCAGGAUGGGGUCCUGCUUGUCUGCUGAAGGCAGGAGUCCUCUCCCCAGUUCUCCUGCCCUGGGGCUGAAGAAGAGGAAGAGCUCAAGGAAAAGACCGGGGUCUCGAAGUUCUUCAUUUGACCAUAGGAGGGAAGAACAGCUGCAUAGAAUUCAGGGCCGAUUGUUCUUGAAUGGGUCUAGCGAAGUCGCGUCACUCUUUACUCAGCAAGGCAGAAAAGGGACCAAUCAAGAUGCUAUGAUUGUUUGGGAGAAUUUUGGUUCAAGGACAGACAGUAUCUUUUGUGGUGUUUUUGAUGGCCACGGUCCCUAUGGUCAUAUGGUUGCAAAGAGAGUGAGAGAUUCUCUGCCCUUGAAAUUAAGUGCACACUGGGAAGUUAAUAUAAAGAGCGAUGAUGUCCUCAAAAAGAUCAACCUUAAUAACACAGGUAGCAUGAACUCUGAAGGUACUUCCUUUGUAUCUUCUGAUGCGGAAUCCAAGGCCUCCAUUGAUGUUGAAGAAAAAGAAAAGCACCCGGAGAUAUUUCAGACACUGAAAGAGUCAUUUCUGAAAGCUUUUAAAGUUAUGGACAAGGAACUGAGAAUGUACACGAAUAUUGAUUGCUUCUGCAGUGGGACUACAGCAGUAAUACUGGUGAAACAGGGUCAGGAUGUUGUGAUUGGAAAUGUUGGUGACUCUAGAGCUGUAUUGGGUACGAGAGAUAAAGAUGAUUCUCUUGUGGCAGUUCAGUUGACGGUGGAUCUAAAACCAAAUCUUCCAGCGGAAGCGGAGAGGAUCCGAAAAUGUAAAGGGCGUGUUUUUUCCCUUCGGGAUGAACCUGAAGUUUCUCGAAUUUGGCUGCCGAACUACGACUCCCCUGGUCUUGCCAUGGCCCGUGCUUUUGGAGAUUUUUGUCUCAAGGAUUUUGGUCUCAUCUCUGUGCCUGAAAUUUCUCAUCGACGUAUUUCGGAGAAGGAUGAGUUUGUAGUCUUGGCUACAGAUGGGAUUUGGGAUGUGCUCUCAAACAAAGAAGUGGUAGACAUUGUAGCUUCUGCCCCAGCACGUUCCAAUGCGGCUAGAGCGGUGGUUGAGUCUGCUGUCCGAGCUUGGAGGUACAAAUACCCAACUUCUAAAGUUGACGACUGUGCUGUGGUUUGCCUCUUCCUUGAUUCGAGUCCAAACAAUUUUUCUACUGCUUCCAAUAUGGUUUCAGUGGAACAAGUUGGCAUUGGCAAUGAGAAGGAAGAUCCCUCUGGCCUUACUGGACUGGAUUGUUCUGGAACUGUUCAAACUGAUAAUGGGGUCAUUUCAGAACAAAGGAAAGACGAAGCCUCAAACCACGAGGAAGAAGUCCAUACCGAGUCAGGGAAAGAUUGGUACGCUCUUGAAGGAGUGUCUCGUAUAAACACACUAUUGACAUUGCCGAGGUUUGUGCCUGGGAAAGAAGACUAGAAUCAGUCUCGGAAAUAAUGAAGGGCAGAUGAUUUAGUUUGGCUUUGAUUUGCUCAUCAAAAUUCCUUUUUUUUUCUUCAUAUUUUUGUUUAGGCUUUUGUCUCUGUUUAUGAUUUCUUGUCUCUACACACUGGGAAAACUAUGUAGGGCCAUUGAUGUUUAUUGUGGUCCAGGGUGGGCCCGGCUAUAUUAGUGUGUCUGGGAAAUCAUCCUCUCUAUCUAGUGUGGGUAGAAUUGGACUUUUGUAGAAUCCAGUUGUCCAUUUUUUUGGCCCCAUUCUUUGUCUUAAAUUUUCUUUAUGAUUUGCUGUUGUUUAUUCUGUUGAUAAUAUUCUGUGGUUA